AGAAAAGAAAAGAAAAGAAAAGAAAAGAAAAGAAAAGAAAAGAAAAGAAAAGAAAAGAAAAGAAAAGAAAAGAAAAGAAAAGAAAAGAAAAGAAAAGAAAAGAAAAGAAAAGAAAAGAAAAGAAAAGAAAAGAAAAGAAAAGAAAAGAAAGGAGAGAAGGAGAAAGGAAGGAAGAAAAAAAAGCAAAAAAAUAGCGAAAGAUUAAAAGACCAAAAGAAACAA
Messenger RNA from Merops nubicus (carmine bee-eater), 222 nucleotides. Its product is annotated as protein PXR1-like. Lineage: Eukaryota; Metazoa; Chordata; Aves; Coraciiformes; Meropidae. The transcript has 2 exons. The annotation marks the transcript as partial. The record is from RefSeq and is a predicted model, not a curated record.